Messenger RNA from Exophiala viscosa, 717 nucleotides. Its product is annotated as phosphatidylethanolamine-binding protein. NCBI's taxonomy places the organism in Eukaryota, Fungi, Ascomycota, Eurotiomycetes, Chaetothyriales, Herpotrichiellaceae. Gene Ontology annotation, molecular function: peptidase inhibitor activity; phospholipid binding. The record is from RefSeq and is a predicted model, not a curated record. Gene Ontology annotation, biological process: regulation of Ras protein signal transduction; regulation of proteolysis. The transcript has a single exon. The coding region runs from base 1 to 717 and encodes 238 amino acids.
AUGCAGCUCACCACAAGCAUCACCUUCGCCAUCGCCAUCGCUGGCGCCCUGCUGGCAGGCACAGCAACGUCCAUCCCAGUCCAUGACAACCAGCAAGCUCUCGCCGCCCACCCCGAGGUUACCAUCGUCGAGCCUGAAGUAUUGACCUCGACCCUCAGAGAUACGCUCGUUGCCAACAACAUCAUUGGGGACGUCCUCGACGACUUCGAACCGUCCUACUUCAUCGACAUCAACUAUCCCAAAUCCCACGAGAGGGUCCUGCUGGGCAAUGACAUCCCGGUGGACUCCGUCUCCAAGAGACCAGUGUUCAACUUCUACUCCGUCUUCUCUCCUUUCAUUGAAGCAAAGAAUUCAACCUUCACUCUGGCCUUGACCGACCCGGACGCAACAUCACGCGACAACCCCAAAAUGUCCGAAAUGUGCCACUGGAUCCUCACCAACCUGACGACACCGAUCCCAGAACCACCAGUUGAAAUGCUGAAAGCCAAACCAGGAGAGAUUGAAGAAUAUCUCCCUCCCAGUCCGCCUCCCAAGACAGGUCCCCACCGCUACGUGUUUGUCUUAUUGGAGGGAGACUCGGCGAAUCUCCAGGCUCCAGAGGAAAGACCACACUGGGGAUAUGGCAAGAAGCGCCAUGGUGUCAGAGAUUGGGCCGAUGAGAACGGCCUGACAGUCGUUGGAGCCAACUUUUUCUUCGCUCAGAACGAGGAGCAGUAA